Molecule: messenger RNA, 1332 nt
Organism: Malaya genurostris
Lineage: Eukaryota; Metazoa; Arthropoda; Insecta; Diptera; Culicidae
Exons: 3
Coding region: 1-1332 (443 amino acids)
Biological process (GO): DNA integration
Molecular function (GO): nucleic acid binding
Source: RefSeq, a predicted model, not a curated record
AUGGGCCUAUGCAACAAAACGGCAGUGAAACUCGUCCUCAAGGGUACACCAAAACCGGUAUAUCGUCCAAAACGUCCGGUAGCAUACAGUAUGGAAAACGUAGUAGAAGAUGAACUCCUUCGGUUGGAAUGCAACGGCCUAAACGCUGUAUUGGAGUCAAAUAACUAUCCACUGCCCUUACCAGAGGAUAUUUUCGCUAAAAUGGCCAAUUGUCGGAUUUUCAGUCACAUUGACUUAUCCGAUGCUUAUCUACAAGUACCAGUGGAUGAAGCCAGCCAACCGUUUCUCACCAUCAAUACCCAUGAAGGCCUUUUCCAGUUCACGCGACUAUCACCCGGUAUCAAAGCAGCUCCGGGAGCCUUUCAGCAGUUGAUGGAUUCAAUGCUUGCUGGUCUCAAACGCACCACUGGUUACCUGGAUGACAUUUUGGUCGGAGGAAGCACAGAAGAGGAACAUCAACACAACCUGCAGAUGGUUCUUCAUCGUUUACGCGAUUACGGUUUUACCGUACGCAUAAACAAAUGCAAUUUCUACAUGCAUCAGGUGAAGUACCUGGGCCAAAUUCUUGAUGCUGAUGGAAUACGACCGGAUUCAGACAAAAUAGCUCCAAUCAACAUCGUCUACCAGUCAAUACAAGCUUUACCACUUUCGUUCAAGCAAGUCAGAGAUAGAACCACAUCCGAUCAUGAUCUGCAACAAGUCAUGCGGUUCGUCAACGAUGGGUGGCCCUCAAAGAAAGCAAGUAUAACCGAUGCACAAGUUCAACAGUUUUACUUACGGCGUGAUGGACUGUCCGUCGUAAAUGGAUGUCUUCUUCAUGGUGAGAGAUUGGUGGUGCCAUCCUGUUCCAGAAAACGAGUGCUACAGCAGUUACAUACUGGGCAUCCGGGAGUUGAACGCAUGCGGUCAAUAGCCCGACAGUAUUUGUAUUGGCCAAACAUCGACGAAGAUGUUUCGAAGCUCGUUCGAUCCUGCGGGGAAUGUGCAAGUGUCGCUAAAACCGACAGGAAGACAAACCUUGAGUCUUGGCCGGUUCCUGAAAAGCCGUGGCAAAGGUUGCAUCUAGAUUUCGCAGGUCCAAUGGAUGGACAAUACUAUCUCAUUCUAGUCGAUUCCUACUCAAAAUGGCCAGAAGUUGUGCGAACUAAGGACAUCACGACAAAAACAACCUUGCACAUACUUCGUGGAAUCUUCGCCAGAUAUGGACAACCUGAAACGUUAGUUACAGAUAACGGGCCUCAACUAACUAGCGAGCAGUUUGAAGCUUUUUGUGAUACUAACGGUAUCAUGCAUCUGAAAACUGCCCCGUUCAUCCGCAAUCAAACGGAUUAG